AUGGCGUCCCUGACUCCUGGCGUUCUCUCCAAGCUUCUGGAGAACGCCGGCAGCAAGGUAACCGCCCCGCACCGCCAGGCUCUCCUUCAGGUCACCGAGAUCGUGCCACGUCUCUCGUCCACAUCCUCCCUCCAGACCGGCGGCUACUUCCUCAAACUCUCCGACUCCCUCCACUCCGCCUUCGUCUCCGUCCCUGACGCCGACACCCACCUCAUUUGCACCGACAAGCUCCAGCUCGGCCACUUCGUCUACGUCACGCACCUUGACCGCGGCUCUCCCGUCCCCCUCGUCCGUGGCCUCACUGUACUCCCAAAGCGCCGCCCCUGCAUCGGUAACCCCGCUGAGCUCCUCCCCGGCACGUCCCUCCACGAUACACAGAGCCAGAGCGAAAGGGUCAAGAAGAGGGACAUUGAGAAGAAGAAGGUGGAGUCGAGGAGGUUGAGUUUGGACUCUGCGAGAAGGGUUUGGGAUCAUAGUCCUCUGCCGAAAGGGAAAAACUGUUCUGGGAGUUCCAGUAGUGAUAAACUCAAGCAAAAAAAAUCGAACCCUACUUCGUCUAAUGUAAUAUGCAAGAAGCUUUCUACUAAAGCUGAUUCUCCGCUAAAAUUUCCAACUUCAAGUGUCUCACCCUUUGAGAAUAAAAUCGAGAAUCUCCGUGCAAAAUCAUUGACAAGCACUCCUCCGAGGAAGAGUUCUAGUACUAGGUCACCCGGUGGUGGCACUGGUCAUAGCCAACUUGUAAAGGUGCCCCUCAAUAUCAAGACUUGGAGUUAUGAUACUCCUGCAUGUUGGGAUGAUCUCUCAUCCUCCAUGAGUAAUCUUGGAAAGCAAGUUGUAGCUCAUAGAAAUGUUGCUUUUAUGGCGGCUGUGCGGUCUCUUGAAGAAGCAUCAGCUACAGAUAUUGUGAUCCAAUGCAUGUGCUCUUUCAGCAUGUAUGCAGAACUUUGCCAGUCUUGUCAAACACACUCUGCUGGAUCACUUGUGAAGCAGUUUUUGGAGCUUCAUCUGAGUUUGCAGAGAGUAACUGUGCUGUUUGAUUCCUUACUUACCCCAUUUCCCGAAACAAAGCCAAGGAACGACUCUACCCUGCAGUGUGCAAUAGAAGAUGCUUGCAAAGUCCCCACUCGAAAGAAUACUAUAUCUUGGGUACAAGCUGCUAUAGGUACGAAUCUUUCCAGAUUCAAUCUAUUUGAAAAACAGGCGAAAAGUGAGAUUCUAAAUGGUGAGAAAUGUCAUUAUGUUGUCAUUGAGAAUUCUCCUGACGACAUCAAUACUGAGAAUGCAACUGCUCAAAGCAAGCAAAAUCGAGUAACUCAUGCAAACCCCUUGCCAAAUUCAAUCGUUAAAAGACUUCCUUCUUCUAAGCGGAAUGUCUUGGCAACCAAGAACAAGGAUGCUGCCAAGCAGGAUCAAUCAAAAGAAAUUGAAAAAAAAGUGGCUGCACGUUUGGCAGAAAAACUUCUCGAGGAAUCUAGUGAAUGGUUCCUGAAGUACUUGGAGGAGUCCCUAGGUAAUGAAUUUGGAUUGAAAAAUGAAGGGAAGACUGAAAUUGCAAGUCUUCUCGGACAGCUCAAACAGGUGAAUCAUUGGUUAGAUAAUUUGGUUGGUGGAGAUAAGGUUGAUCACAGGGUAGAGAAGCUAAGGAAAAAAUUAUACCGGUUUCUACUUGAGCAUGUUAAUUCUACUAUUGCUUCUAACCAAUGA
This is a messenger RNA of Sphenostylis stenocarpa, 1704 nucleotides long. The record is from the annotation of a GenBank genome assembly. Lineage: Eukaryota; Viridiplantae; Streptophyta; Magnoliopsida; Fabales; Fabaceae.